ACAAGAAGCACAGAAAAUGACUCAAAGCUUCCAACUGGACCAAUCAGAGGCUUCGAUUUAUUCAAGAUGUAUCAGAGGCCAUUGACAAGGGAGAUUCCCAGAAUGGGUUCUAGCUGGGUUUCCUGGGUGGUGGCUUUGUUAGUGACGGUAAUCAGGCUGGACUCCUCCAUGACUCAAGGCAGAGAUUCUCCAGAAGAUUUUGUGAUUCAGGCAAAGGCUGACUGUUACUUCACCAAUGGGACAGAAAAGGUGCAGUUUGUGGUCAGAUUCAUCUUUAACCUGGAGGAGUAUGCGCGUUUUGACAGCAACUUGGGGAUGUUUGUGGCCUUGACGGAGCUGGGCCAGCCUGACGCUGAGCUGUGGAACAAUCGGCCCGAUAUACUGGCAAGGAGUAGAGCCUCUGUGGAUGCGCUCUGCAGACACAACUACAAGCUGGGUGCACCCUUCACUGUGGGGAGAAAAGUGCAACCAGAGGUGACAGUGUAUCCAGAGAGGAUCCCAGCCUUGCAGCAACACAAUCUGCUGCUUUGCUCUGUGACAGGUUUCUAUCCAGGGGACAUCAAGAUCACGUGGUUCCGGAAUGGUCAGGAACAGAGAGAGGGGGUCAUGUCCACUGGCCUCAUUAGGAAUGGAGACUGGACCUUUCAGACAAUGGUGAUGCUGGCAAUGAUGCCUGAACUUGGAGAGGUCUACACCUGCCUUGUUGAUCAUCCCAGCCUGCUGAGUCCUGUUUCUGUGGAGUGGAGAGCUCAGUCUGAAUAUUCUUGGAGAAAGAUGCUGAGUGGAAUUGCAGCCUUCCUGGUUGGGCUAGUCUUCCUUCUGGUGGGGAUCGUCAUCCACACCAGGGCUCGGAAAGGACGUGUGGAGACUCCGUUGUCUGGUGCUGAGGUCCCAAGAGCAGUUCUUCAUCCACAGCCACAUUAA
Mesoplodon densirostris (Blainville's beaked whale) is the source of this 924-nucleotide messenger RNA. Its product is annotated as HLA class II histocompatibility antigen, DO beta chain. NCBI's taxonomy places the organism in Eukaryota, Metazoa, Chordata, Mammalia, Artiodactyla, Ziphiidae. Gene Ontology annotation, cellular component: membrane; MHC class II protein complex. Gene Ontology annotation, molecular function: MHC class II protein complex binding. The record is from RefSeq and is a predicted model, not a curated record. Gene Ontology annotation, biological process: immune response; antigen processing and presentation of exogenous peptide antigen via MHC class II; positive regulation of T cell activation. The coding region runs from base 67 to 924 and encodes 285 amino acids. The transcript is spliced from 7 exons.